AUGGAGGUGAAGGAGAGGCAGGAGGCCGAAACGGCGACGUCGGUCUUGCCGAGGAAGGGGAAGAAGAAGGGGAUCCUAAAGAAAGCCAAACCGAUGACGCAAGAGGCUGCGGAAAAGCGGAAGCUGCUCGAGGAAUACAGGAAGAAGAUCGAGAGCCAGCUGCUGGCUAAGGUAGAGCGAGAGAGGAAGGUACUGGUGAUGUGCAGGAGACUGUUUGAAAACGACUCCGUUAGCCUGGAGGAGCUGGAGGAAACGGGCGAGUGGAUCUCGAUCCAGGACUACGAGGACGCUACGAAGGAACGAGCGCUAAAGGGGCUCUGCGGCUACCCUCUCUGCCAUCGCUCCCUGCAAGACGCGUCGAAGCCCGUGGGCAAGUCUCAGAUUUUGUUCGAGAGGAGAACGGUGUCCAGCGUCAAGGGGAGGAAGUACUUCUGCUCCGAAGGCUGCGGCAUGGCAAGCUCCAUCUUCAAAGGCUCCCUGCAAGCCUACCGGCCGAUGAAGGACGUCAGUGAGGAGAUGGUGAGGCUCCGAGCACCUGGCUUGUCCUCCCUCACUCCCGUCUCUUCGCUCUUCUUUCCUUGA
Messenger RNA from Guillardia theta CCMP2712, 582 nucleotides. RefSeq lists its product as hypothetical. Gene Ontology annotation, cellular component: nucleus; cytoplasm. The record is from RefSeq and is a predicted model, not a curated record. Bases 1 to 582 code for a protein of 193 amino acids. Gene Ontology annotation, molecular function: RNA polymerase II CTD heptapeptide repeat phosphatase activity; RNA polymerase core enzyme binding. NCBI's taxonomy places the organism in Eukaryota, Cryptophyceae, Pyrenomonadales, Geminigeraceae. The transcript has a single exon.